CCGCGGUUGCCAAGGCUCGUCUCGCCAAAAUUCCCCGCCUAAAAGUUUGGUUUCUAAAGUGCUUGAAGAACUCUGUCGCGAAUCUUUUUCUUUUCUUGUUUAUCACCACCCCCAACUGCACAAUCCAUACCACGUCGCCGUCACCAUGCCCAAGUCGAAGCGCGCCAAGGUGGUUCACCUAUCCCAGACCGACAAGAAAGGCAAAGAGCUAUCACUGAAGCUUUUCGCCGACGUCCAGGAAGCCGCCAACAAUUACCAGCAUGUUUUUGUUUUUGCCGUAGAGAAUAUGCGCAAUUCUUACCUCAAGGAGGUCCGCGCCGAGUUCUCAGAUUGCCGGCUGUUCUUUGGCAAAACGAAAGUCAUGGCAAAAGCUCUGGGGCUGACACCCGCAGACGAGCACCUUACCAACCUCUCCAAGCUUUCCAAAUACCUCGUAGGCAAUGUUGGCUUAUUCUUCACGAACCGACAGCCCCAGGACAUCAUCGAUUACUUUUCUGCCUACUCGCAAACCGAUUUUGCCCGCGCUGGCAUCACUGCCACUAGAACCUUCACUAUUCCAGCUGGUACCGUUCAUUCACGAGGCGGUGAAUUGCCGGUCGAUGAUGAUGUCCCGCUACCCCAUAGUCAAGAGGUUACUGUUCGCAAAUGGGGUAUGCCGACUAAGUUGGAGAAAGGCAAAGUCAUUCUUGACGCCCCUUACACAGUAUGCAAAGAAGGGCAAACUCUCAACAGUCAUCAAACUGCGUUAUUGAAAUUCUUUGGGAUAGCCAUGGCUGAUUUCAAAAUUGAGAUGAGGGCAUACUAUACAGCAUCUACAGAGCAGGUCAUUGAAGUAAAUACAAUGGAGGAAUAG
This is a messenger RNA of Periconia digitata, 853 nucleotides long. The record is from the annotation of a GenBank genome assembly. NCBI's taxonomy places the organism in Eukaryota, Fungi, Ascomycota, Dothideomycetes, Pleosporales, Periconiaceae.